Messenger RNA from Lolium rigidum, 717 nucleotides. RefSeq lists its product as uncharacterized. The record is from RefSeq and is a predicted model, not a curated record. Lineage: Eukaryota; Viridiplantae; Streptophyta; Magnoliopsida; Poales; Poaceae. The coding region runs from base 1 to 717 and encodes 238 amino acids. The transcript has a single exon.
AUGCCGACGCCGAUGCCGCUGCCGGUCCCUCGCAGCGGCGCGGCGACCCCAACGUACCCGCAGAGCCCGCUCCGCAUCACGCACGACGGCGAGUUCUACGCGCGCCUGCUCACCAAGGAGAGCUCCCUCGCCAACCCCUCCUUCCGCUACUACGGCGCCGGCCCUGGCGCCGUGCCCUUCGGCUGGGAGUCCCAGCCCGGCACGCCCAAGGACUGCGCCUCCUGCAGGAUCACGCUCUCCUCCUCCGCCGACGUCCCGGCCAUCACCCCGCCGCCGUCCUACCACCUGCGGGCCCCCGCGGCGCUGCACGGCCACGGCAGGAAGGGCCGCAGGGGUCCCGCUGGAGACAAGGGCUGCGCCGUCGCCGGCGAAAGGAGCAAGUACUGUUGCGGCUACAGGAAGCUCAGGUGGAUCAAGAUCGGCUUCAUCGCCGCCCUGUUCCGCCGGAUCGCGCUCGGCCGCUCCCGGGUGUCGUCGGCGGCAGAGACCUCGUCCGCGGCGUCGGUGCAGUCCUCCUCCACCCGCUGGCUCUUCUCCGGCGGCUCGAGCAGCAGCUGCCUGGAGGAAACCGGCGGCCAGCACUACUACCACUACUACGACCCGGCGCUGGCGACGAAGGGAAUGCUCGACCUCGGACUCGGAGGGGUCCGGCCGAGCCCGUGGACCGUGCAGUUCUGCGGCGGCGGCGCCAGGAGGGAGGCCGCCGGCUGGCAGUAG